Molecule: messenger RNA, 10961 nt
Organism: Acanthopagrus latus (yellowfin seabream)
Lineage: Eukaryota; Metazoa; Chordata; Actinopteri; Spariformes; Sparidae
Gene: meox2a
Product: mesenchyme homeobox 2a
Exons: 4
Coding region: 9260-10207 (315 amino acids)
Biological process (GO): positive regulation of transcription by RNA polymerase II
Cellular component (GO): nucleus
Molecular function (GO): RNA polymerase II cis-regulatory region sequence-specific DNA binding; DNA-binding transcription factor activity, RNA polymerase II-specific
Source: RefSeq, a predicted model, not a curated record
AAGCGCCGGAAGAGCGAAGCUAAACGAACCAGGCAGAGUAAAGAUGUAAAUGUGUAUAAAAAGGUGAAUUUAAAUCAAUUCUCUUGAUUUAACUCGUUUCCCAGAGUUAAAAGCAGUGACUGGUCGGAGUUCUGUCGAGGAUGAGUUCAUAUUAAUUUCUCCGGACGUCUGGUCACCUUAUAUUGGAAAGAUACAGAUGGACAAAAAAGAACAGAACAGAAGAUGUGAAACGGGAGAGUGGAGGACAUUCAGCAAGUGUGCAGAGAAGCGUCUCACCCGUCAAGAGGACAGUUUCACGCCACAUGUAUUCGUCAUCAUCAUCAUCAUCAUCAUCAUCCAGAUAAGUGCAGAGAUCACACCAAACAUCUUCACCUCAUUUUGGGGUGUAGCAGAACAAAUUUUUUUUGUAUCAGUACAUUGGAGAGGACAUUAAUAAAUAUUGGAUGUGUCCCUCUCAUUAUACAUUUAUAAUUAAAGCCCUGAGACACGUGGUUGCGAGUCACCGACCUAGCGCGGUAUAACUACGUGACGGUGCUUCGAAGAAAUCAAACCGAUGGCGUUGAGUUUGAAUUAAGUGUUAAUGAGAUUCACCAGUCCCGACACAUUGACUUAACAUUAGUCAGAAACCAGGCCGCUCCCCCGUACAGUAACUCAAUGGAAUAAAUGCUCUGGGAAUCAUCCAGAAACUCUCAGGAACCUAAAGAGAGAAGGAAGCCGUAAAAUCAUAAAAGGUUGACUUCACUCUUCUGAAUGAUUCGCCUUAUUGAAACAGCAUGUUGAAGCCGGACCAUCAGAGAGACGCUGGAGUGAUGCAAUAUGGCCAAAGCUCCUCCACAGCCAGCGGCCUGAGUCUGCAACAUUAUGUGCUUUAGUGUUGUGCAGCAGGAAGUGUAGCGUGCAGGGUGGGUUCGGUUGGAUGGUUGGUGGGCGGGCGAUCCAAUUGAACAAAUAAAAAUCACUAAUGGCCCCGUUCACAGAUUGAGAAGUCUGGCGUUGUUUCCCCCGCCUGGCACCCACUCCCAACUGCCUUCAGGAUGGCGAGGCUUGUGGGGGGGGAAGUGAGAUGAAGGAGGGCGUUUACAAAUUUAGUCUGGGAGGAAACGGGCUUAGCACUGUGGCUGGCUGGAGCCGGUGCCGCUUUUGGUUUUGGCGGUUGUACCAAGUCCAGAUCUAAAUGGAGGUUUUAGUGUGGCGACCCCGAGCCGUUUGAGGUGUGGUCUGACUCGGUGCGAGGCCCUGCACAGCAUCACACACGUCUACUCAGGCUCCAGUGCCUUUAAGCUGGAGGCGGAGGGGAACCAUCACACCAGGCAGCUCCAACCGCCCCCCAUUAUAGAUGAUGAUCUCACCGCGGCCAUUACAGACACAGAGAGCGGCCACCUAAGAGCUGCACGGCUCACACAAUGUGACUGUGUUAGAGCAGGAAAUCAGACCGUAAAAACAUAUACGUUCAUAAAGAUAUUAUCAGUGUUAGAUGAGAGCUCUUACAUCCUAGAACGUCACCGUAUUUUUGGCUCGUCAUGCAUAUUUGAUCUGAAUUUAUUAGAUCAGGGGUUCUUGAAGUUUUGCUGACUUUUUUAGGGAGGGAAAACCUAUGAACGUGAUGUAGGAUUUGUGUUUGGUCUCAAUUGGUUUCGACUGGUUUAACAUUAAACUCCUUGAGAAGCAAAUUCACCUGUUUGCUGACAAGACUGAUCACUUUAUCCAUCUCACAAGGUCCAAAGAAGUUAGAGGUAAUCCAUUUUCCCUUAAACCUACAGUGUUUUUUUUCCAUGGUGGCCUUUCGAACUAAUUUCCACAUCAGAAGGGGAAAUAUAGAGUGCUGAGAAACAGCAGAGUUGACAUUGUGCUGAUGUCAAAGAUGUCUUUGGACUGUACAGCAGAAGAUCUUUACUGAACUUAGCACAGUAUCGAGGUGGCUCAUAAUUCCACUUUGAACCACAAAGUCCGCAAAUAGUCUGUUAGUCCACGUAGUUUCGGUCGGGAGAUGUUUUGAAGUGGUGAGUUCGCUGCUCAGUCUAACAAGUAAACAAAUUAACUCCCAAAAUGGAUCUCGACAAAGCAGCAACGUGAGGUCAAGUUAUCUAGCUGACUCAACUGGGACUAAUCAUCUCCGUUGCGAGGUCAUUACUCACGGUCAGCAUUCUCGCCUGGGCAAUAAAUACGGUUUCAUUACAUACAGAAGUCUACGGAUAUGACUGUUUAUUUUGCAGUUAUUAGUCAGACCCAAUGUAUUUCCAGGGAAAUGGAGAAAAAUAACACAGUCAAAACGUUUUAUAUUUUAAGAGAACAUGCCAUGAUUGGCAUGACAGAAAUAAAUGCAGGACAUAGCCUAAUAUUCCUGGGAGGCCGCCACUGGCCCGCAGGCCGCACGCUGAAAGAAGGGUCGUCUAUUUUCAUCUAUCCGUAGCAGCCAGAUGAUGCUUUAAUUUAGCUUAACACAUAGUAAAUUACUCAAACUGGUACAACAAAGAUUUCCCACAACGGCAGUAAUUUUCGUUGAUAAAUUAGAAAUGAUUUCACUUAAAGAUUGGCAACACUUAAACAGCUCAGUGAAGCAAAGUGUGACUGAAGAAAAUGGUAGUUUUGAUUUCAGCAAAAGUGAAAAGUUGCAGUUUUUUAACAAAAUAAGCUACAACUUCAAAGAAUGACAGUUCUCUCACAAUUUCAACAAACAGCAAACUGUUGAGUCUGCAGAUGAGUAAAUAAAAAAUGGUUUUGUCUGUCGCAGCCUCCGUGACGUGAUUUAAAAAAAUAACAGACACCAUCGAAGCUGUCAACAUUUUUCCUUUAUCCCUUCAUGCUGUCAGUCCCUGAGAAGGCUGCUGUUCUCUUCAUGUAAUCGAGCUGUAAAUGGAGACAACAUUUACUGUCCCACUUCGUCGUAUAUCACUGACAUCCCGCCAUCGUCCGUACGGACAAUAUUCCUGACAACCGCUGUAAAUCUGCGGCUGAAGUCUGAGAGGAAACGAGCAGCGACGACAGUUCCCUCGCCGCCGGCAGAUGUUCAUCUCAACACUGCAGCGCCGUCACUGUCGCCACUCUGUUAUUAGCCACAGGAUGAAAACAGGGAAACAUGUAAUUCAUCUCUGAACCUCGUGCGCACGUCCAGAUAUGCAAGUUCAUGAAGAAUCACAAUUUUUUGCAAGUGUUAAUGAGUCAGUCGGUGGCUUCACUUUUGCUGCUUUUCUUCUGAAACACUCCAAAUUUGUUGGUGAAAUUUUUAUUUGUUUUCGGAAAAGCAAUUUACAGAAAUAAUUUUGUCCUCAAACACUUCCCGUACUCGUAGGCAAUGAUCUUUAAAUUAUAUCCUUUUUAAAUUCAUUCCAACUUUCAUGCCAGCUAUCGUUUUUUAUGAGAGCAGAUUUUUUUUUUUUCAAAGCAUGGAAAUAUUAUAUCUGAAGAGACUCAGACAUUUCCAUCCAGGUCAGAAAUCUUUGCUUUAAAAUGCCAGAAAUCCUGCAGGUUUAUUUACCAGGAUGACAUUUGCUAUUACUAACAGUCUUAUUGAGGAUAAAUUGGCUUUACUGCUGUUUGAAAACACAUCAAUUCUGAUCUUACUGUGCUUGGCUGCAGGCUUUAUAUAUCAAGAGAGGCUCACUGAGUGUUAUACGCUCUGAAAUGUUUCCAUAUUAGCCAGAGAGAGAGAAAAAAAAAAAAAAAAAAAAAAAGGAGGAAAACGUCUAAUAAUCAUUACACACACACUGGGUCUUUUUAAACGCUCGUAUUAUAGCCGAGACGGCUGCGAGCUACAUCAAAGCUUUCUGCAAUAAAGCAUAUAACACAUCGGGGGCCGUUAAAGUUAAAGUGCAGUGAGAUUGGCAAAGAAAUCAACUUAAAGGAUGAAAUGUUAUUCAGUUCAAUCCAGUCUGUCUGAAAAUCUAAUGCAACUAAUACUUCUAUUUAUUUAUCAAAUAUAUACAUUUUUUGUUUUAAAUACUUUUUGGGCAAAAUGUCACUUUAAUCUCCUGUUUAACUUCCAUAAAAUAAUGUAUAUACACAUUAAAUUAAGGGUAAAGCAGUUGUAAGCAGCUAUUAGGACAUUUAUGUGUCUUUUAAUGUGUAGUUCACAAUUACAACUUCUGUAAUGAAGUAAUUAAUGAUACGAUAACUGUUUUACUGAGUUGUAGUUGUUGAUAAAUACAUUAACUGCUCACAUACGUUCUAGUGUGUCAUCUAACAUGUAUUAAAUCUAUGAAUUCUGCUUAUAAAUGCAAUUUAGAUGGAUUUGAAGUAGUGUUGCUGUUUUUUUUCAUGUUUUAGGAGCUUUAGAGGACUCAUGUGACUCAUUAAUGUCAAGGCUGCACUAUUUUUCUUGUGGAAUCAGACAGUUGUCGUAAACUCAAGUACAAGUAAAGAUAUGCUGCUGAAAUAAUACACACACAAAACUGACACAUAUAAUUAGUGCUUGAGUAAGUAUCUGAUAAAGUAAAUGUACUUAAUUAUCAAAAACAACUUUAUGACAGUAAAUACCAAAAGUGCGAUAAAGUGAAUUAUACGUGUGUACACUGUAUGUAGUUGUAUUUUUGUGAUAUUUAUAAUUAUCACACUGGCAACUCGUUACUGUAACUACCCCAGUUAGCAUUUAUAAACUGUAUACAUACAUUUAAUAAAUGGUUUGUAACACACUUUAACAUAAUCAAACACAGCAAUAAGGGCUAUUUAUGAUUUUGGGCAACACUUUAUAAUAACCAUCAUAUAAGAAUAGUAAAUUUAUAGUUAGUUACACUUUAGUUAAUAGUUAUUUCACUGUUAUUAAACAAUUCAGUGCUUUAUUGACGGUCUAUUAAGUUAAACUGAUGUUUACACACCUUCACAACUGUUUAUCAAGUGAUUCAUAAAGUGAUAAAUUGUUUGUUACCUAGAAAUUUACCUCAGUAUUUGUCCACAUUAUGACUCCCCACACAUGAAGAAUUACUUUAUAUAAAUACAGCUGUUUUACUUUAAUGUCUUUAAUUAUCUAUUAUGGUUAUUUAUCCUCAGCCUCCACUCACAGGUGUCUAGAUGAGUUUCAGUCAUUAAUGAAUACAUUUAUAAAAACACACGUGUAUCUGCUCACAUGCAAUCUACUAUUUUAUUCUGCUUAUAAAUGCACAAUUUGGGAGAUUUAAAGUUGUUUUAGGAGCUUUUAAAGACACCCACGGCACAUUUAUAACGAGGCCGCACUCAUUUUCUGUGAUAUUAUCUUUUGAUUAACUCUCUAUAAAGCCAGAGUUUAUCACUGCAGCAAAAUGAAAGUUUAUCAAGGAGAGAGGUUUAUUUUCUAGUGAAAGUCGAACCCACAUCAUGCCACAAAUGGCCGCGUAAACUUUAAAAGGUCUGAAGUGGUGGUUGCAUGUUUGUUUGGUGACGGUGGCGCUGAGCUGUGUUCGCUGUAAUCCUUCCUGCCGGCCUGACUGACAGCCACAGGUUGUGCAGCAGGUCUACCUUCGGUUUCUGUCUACUGUGAAGGAAAGCUGCUGCUCUGACCUCACCGCCCUGCGAUGGCGUCUCGAUCAUCAGAUCCUACUCACCGUUUUAACCUCUUAACCUCUUUAUGUUCCCGUCUCCAUUUCACAUGUCAUCACAUGCAAAGUCACAAAAAACAUGAGCUUUUGGAUGCAGGUACAGGUGGUUUUACAAUCAUUGAUUCGUGCAGUUUUGUGCAAUAUUUUCAGGUUAGGUCAUUUUCAGGUCCAAAUAAAAGUUUAUUGCUGCAUUAGUGAUGUCUUCUCGAGGCUUUUGGACAAUUUAAGCGCACAUACUUUGCAGCUGGUUUAGUUGCUGUCCCGUGAGAAAAACUAAGUUUUUUUGAAAAAGAAAAUUCUAUUUUUGCAUCAUUUUAGACAAUUUUUUAUCGCCAUAUCUGUGCACAAAAAGGUGGAAAAGCAAGAGCAGAUUUUAGAAAAAGCUUAAUGAAGAAUUAAGCUCGCUAUAGAGGACUAACUACAAGCAUUAGUUCUGUCAUUUAGUCUGUUUGAUGCUCUUCAUGUCGAUUUUGGCUUAGGUGUUGCCCAAAACGUCUUGAGUGCUGCGCCCAGGCCUUAUUAUCGUGUGGAAAACCCCUGGACUGUAUUCAGUCCAGACUGGAAAAGCAUCUGAAACAGCAUUUACACCAUCAUCGGACACUAAAACUCUUCACUGAACCUAAACUGUCGACAUUUAUUUUGGGUUUAGCAGCUCUUAAGGAAACCCGUUUUUAUUCAGUCGUAGGGAAAACAAAUGCAGAUCGACUAUGAGAAACUGAAAAAAAUCGCAGAUUGAAUUAAAAGAAUGUGUAAAGAAAAUGUUAUGUGUUAACCUUAAUCUGAUCUGAAGUGGACAAAAACGAAAACAAAAAUAUCCAAUAUUGACCUGAUGUGUGACACACACACACACACACACACACACACACACACACACACACACACACACACACACACACACACACACACACACACACACACAGACUCAUUCACACACAGUGGGAGAUUUUUUGCCUCAAACGGCCCACGAGGGGCGAACACUAGGACCGACUGAAAACACCCACGCCAGAGGCCAUCACUGCUGUGAGACCGGCGACAGGAUUGGAAACACGUGUGAACUAAUACCUGCUCGAGGCCCUGAGCAAAUAUAUAUCGCCUGGGCUAACCUGCUAAUAGCCUUAAUUUGUAAUGUAAACAGUAGAAGAGUUUGACACUCACUCACCUAAGGUGCCUUUUCCUCCGCUGCGCUGCCUCUGCUGCCUUCGGAGGCUGUGGAGGGACUGGGGGUGGGGGGCGACAGCGGCAAAGUUACAGCCAGCCUCCGCCGUGCUAUCUGUUAAAGUAAUUUUCUCUCAAAGAGGAAUUAAUUUCCUUUCUCAGGCGGCCUGCAGCGCCUGUGGCACUGCCCGGGUCGUCCAGCCGGAUCCCCAGAGUGAGGCGUUAUUGUGACUGAUGUGUAAAACCUGUGCGAGCCACGACGACUCUCCAACAACCCGAACAACUCUUAUAUUUCUGAUUUGUUUUUUAUAGACUUUAAUGUGAAAUGUUUAUAUUUUAAAUUAUAAUAGACUGUAUUAGAGACGGUCACAUAGCUGCUGUGAAUUUUAAACAUUUGAAGUAAACAAACAUUUAUACGGUGAUUAUUUAUCUUUCUAUAAAUAAGAUAUAUGACAGAUUUGUUUAUAAAUCUUAAUAAUCUGUAUCAAUUAUUCAGCUGAAAUAUUUUAAUUGCCUUGAUUUGAACCAGAUUUGUAUAAUUUUCCUCAUAAUUUUUCCGUUAAAUCAACAUUAAACACCACUUUGUCAUUUUGCCUCAGACUGAUCAUCAGCACCAGUGACUGAAUGCAAACAAUUCUCUAAAACAGAGUUCUGUACUUUAGUUUAACUUUGAGGUAUUUGUACUUUACUUGAGUAUUUCCAUUUCUCUGCUACUGUAUACUCCAGCUACACGACGUUUCGGAGGCAAAUAUUGUACUUUUUACUCCACCGCAUGUAUUUUAUAACUCCAGUUGCUAGUUACUUCGUAAGUUUCAUGCUGCAUCAGAUCUAAAGCAGCACGUUUUAAAAUUAAUUUAUUUUAUCGCUGGUCGGAUAAAAACAAAUAUAAUUUUAUUAUGAAGUAUUUUUAUUAUUUUAUGUAUAUUUAAUUAUUCUCUUUACAUUUUUGUUUUAAUCGGAGCUUAUUAUAUCUUAUCCCCUCUGUAGAUGACUAAAGGAUUAUCUUAUCUUAUCUCGUCGCUCAUAUUUUGUAGUUUUAUCAGUUGAAGCACAUUUUUUAAAUCUGUUUCAGUUUUAUUUGAACCUUGUUACAGCUCGUAAUAAUAAUAUCAAUCAUUUUUUUCUUUCACUCCCGUCUGUUUGCUGGCGUUUAUUCUUCCUUCACGUCUUGAAAAUGACACUUUUACAGCCUUAAUGAUUUAGCGACACUCUGAUGAGAGCGCUGACGGUGUGAGAUUUGAGUGUUUGAUGUAUUUCGAGGUUAGAGGUGGAUGAAAUAUUUCAUCUUAUACAAACUCAGGAAACAUUUCCGGGAAUUCAUUUCUGGUUGCUGUCGAUGCCUAUGAGCCAGGGAUAGAACUCUCUGCUUGCAUGUGCUGUUCAUAAAUAAUGAUAAAAAAUAUUAAAGGUUCAGUUUGAUUAAACAAUACUUUAGUUGAUUAUCCUUUUAGAUUAGCCCAGAUUUGAACUCCAUGACCUCGUAUUGAAGGUCAAACCUGUAUCUACUUCUGUUGAUUUGAUGAUGUGAGGUGUUUCAUUUCAAAAUAAGAUAAACACUCCAAUAAAAUGACCGGUUACACUAAAUUAAAAUGAACCCUGGGAGGGGUUUUUUUUUUUUUUUUUUUGGGUAGCAGGCAGCGUACUUGCAUGACAAAAUUGAACCCUUAUUGCAGAAUGGAUGCUCUUGCAUUGCAAUGAACAUUAUUACUUUGGAAUAAAACUUUCUAAUAUGCCUUUUAAAAGUAGUGGAGACUCAACAGGAUUUCUGUGUUACACAAACAGACAAAAUGAAGGGCGAAGGAAACCCUCAGAGCUCGGAUGGAAGCAACAAGCUUCCAGAACACUAACAGUAUUUUAAAGGGUCAAAGCUGACAAAGACAGGGUGACACGCACAGUUAACCCCUGACACCUCUCCCCCCUAUCCUUCCACACUCCCUCAGCCCCCCCAGCCCCUCUCCCCCAGGCCCCACCCAUGAACCAUUAAGGCUGUUUUCUCGCAGGAAAGAAAAAGAUGGCCACCGGAGGUCACAUCCAAGUCCAAAAUAAAUUGCUCUCUUUCCUGAGGCUCAGCCAUUUUAAUAGUACAGAUUUAUUGUGCUGUGCUUUUUGGAGGGUGAUCAUAUGUAUGUGGUCAGUAGCGCGUAUGCAGUCUGUGACCCAGCCUCCCUCUCACGUUACACCCUAUUUAUAACAUCCCCUCCGCCGGCUCCCCUCGUUCUGCAGUUCCUAGGAACCUCCUUCUGCUCCCAGCCUCGAGCUCCAGUCCCCUCUUCCUCCUGACAUCUGAGAGGCUCUGCUGCAGCUUAUCCUGGGCUAACUGUUUAUCCUGUACAGCCUGGCAACUGGCCGCAUGCUCCGGAUUAUCACAGGACACCCAUUUCAAAACACACUUUACUUUCUGCUGUGACUAUUCGAGAGUAUCUGAGUUUUUUUAUUUUUUUUAACAGAAGGAAAAAGUUCUGGGAUAGCCGAGGGGAAAAAGAGAAGCAUCUUGGAUAUGUGCUUGUGAUCUUUUUGCUUUUGCUUGAUUUAGUAACUUUAUCCUUUUUUACUCGCCCUUCUUGCCUUUCCUGGAGGGCUGUGUGUGUUUGCACACCAUGGAUCACACACUCUUUGGCUGCCUGCGGAGCCCCCACGCCCCGGCGCAGGCCCUGCAUCCCGCAUUCACCCAGUCCCCCCUGACUCUGCACGGACGCUCGGACCACGUCUCCUACCCUGACCUGGCCUCCUCGUCCUCCUCUUCCUCCACCUCCUCACCGUCGCCCUGCAUCAUCUCCAGCUACCCGGUGGACGACGGCCUCUUUCCCGGGCAGCACCACCACCACCACCCUCACCGCGGCCACCUGCCCUCCCAGCAGCAUCACCACCCGCCUCAGCACCACACAUCUUGGCAUAUCCCACAGAUGCCGUCACCUGGCAGUAACACACGCCACAACCUUUGCCACCCGCACUCCCACUCAUCCCAUGACAACGGGCCCACACCCCCAGACCUGGGCCACCCUGGUGGGCCAAGUAUGUGCGCCAGCACCCCCAGUCUGGGCAGCGGCAGCACCCCUACAGGGGCCUCCUGUGUGCCUGCUGAUUUUGGCAGACAGACUCUGUCACCUGCUGAGGCCGAGAAGAGGAACGGCAAGAGGAAAAGUGACAGUUCAGAGUCCCAGGACGGGAAUUACAAGUCAGACGUGAGCAGCAAACCCAGGAAGGAGAGGACGGCGUUCACCAAGGAGCAGAUCCGAGAGCUGGAGGCCGAGUUCGCCCACCACAACUACCUAACCAGACUAAGGCGCUACGAGAUCGCCGUCAACCUCGACCUCACUGAAAGACAAGUGAAGGUGUGGUUCCAAAACAGGAGGAUGAAGUGGAAAAGAGUGAAAGGCGGCCAGCAGGGGGCGGCAGCUCGAGAGAAGGAACUGGUGAAUGUGAAAAAGGGGACGUUGCUGCCGUCAGAGUUCUCUGGCAUCGCGGCGCUCCACCACUCGACGGACUCCUUAGCCAAUGAGGACAGUCAGGACAGCGACCAGAGCUCCGACCACGCUCACUUAUGAUGCACUCACACCCGACCCCGACCCCGACCCCCCACCCGUAGAGUACAGGCCCUGCCUCAGGACCGUCCUUAGAAGGACUGCUGUUUGCUGAUUCGCCAUCGUCAUACAACGAUGCUAAAUAAGUGUACAAAUGUACAGAGGAAUGUUAUGUAAUGCAGUCAUCACGCAGGCAAAAAUGGAAAUUUCAAGAAGUGAGCACAUAAAGGAGGAUGUUGACAUAUUGGUUAAAAAUGUCCUUGAUAUACGCCCAAGAAAGGGGAAUAAGAUUAGAAUUUAAAAUGUGAUGUUUUGGCGACACAAUAUUGCAGAACAUUUUGGAAAAUCGUAUUAAGUCAAACUGUUGUAAACAUUCCAUAUUGUGUGCCUUAAAAAAAAGAAGCAGACGAAGGUUUUGAUUUGCACUGUUGAACGUCAGUCUGCGCUUCAGUCAGUUGAAACUGUGUAAAAUGUAAAUUACAAUGUAAUUGAGUUAUUGAUCAAAUCACGUGCCAGGAAAUCUGAUUUGCCUUGCUAACAUAAGUGAUGUGUAAAUACUUCUCAGUAAUGUCUUACCUUAACAAUAAUUUUAUACCCACACUAUUCAGCUCACGCAGUAAUAAACACUGACAGUUUUUUUUUUUGUUUUUUUUUUCGGUCUUUUCUGCCUGGAGAUGACAUUUUGUAAGCAAAUCUGGAUCCUGAAAUAAGUGUUUUAUUAAAUCCUUUCAGGGAGAAUUGCAGAUUGAAUAAAAUUUAACCAGUGGUAAAAAAAAAA